CAGCUGUCAGACGUCAGUUGCCAACGACUUUUAGGAGAGGAAGGACGCGUCAUCUCUGUCCGCACGCGAUGUCGUCGCUUUUCACAAAGUUCACGUUCCUUAUGUACACAGUAUGUCUACAAGCCGCCAUAUACCUCGCGGUCGGAGUCCUAUCCACAAUCUACCUGAUGGUUGCGUGGUUCAAGGGAUAUUUCCACCGAGCCAAGGAGAGGGACAUCCCGCCACCUUGUCUUCGGGAUCCGGCUCUGGGUUGGCAUCGGUUCGUCAAGCUGAAGAAUGUAAAACUCCAUUACGUUGAGGCGGGCGAUUCAAGCAACCCCUUGGUGGUUCUGAUUCACGGAGCUCCGGACUUUUGGUUCACUUGGAGGAAGCAAAUUCCAAGUCUUGCGAAUAACUAUUGGGUAGUUGCUGUGGACCUGCGUGGAUGCGGUGAUUCGGACACUCCCAGCCUGAGGACACAAUAUACGAUAGACAUUAUAACAGAGGACAUAGUUCACCUCAUAGGCAGUCUGGGUCGAGAUAGCGCCCACCUUGUUUGCGCAGGUGUGGGUGGGCAAGUGGGUUGGCGUAUGGUACAGCGAUACCCCGGCUUGGUAUCAAAGAUGGUACUUGUUCAUUCGCCACAUCCCUACAUCGUUCAGCAGCAAAUCCACUCCCUCUGGAGUAAUUAUUUGAAAUUGUGGUAUCUGUUCUUUUUAAAACUUCCGUUGCUACCAGAGUAUGCGGCGCUACUUAACGACAAUGAUCUCAUUGACAAAAUAUUGAAGCCGUUGAUCCGAACGAAGGCGGUGUCCGAACAGGAGAUCGAGGCUUACAAGUUCACUUUUUCGAGAAGAGAGGACUGGACGGGCGCCCUCCACCACCUGCGUCAGAUCCGAGUGACGGCCGGCGGCGCUGACGAAGGACCGCCGGAGGUCGUCACUGUCCCUGUCCUGUUGAUCAUGGGGGACGCCGACCCCAUUCUCCCCCUCGAGACGGCGUACAGAUCAGCUGAAUACGUCGCGCGCAUCCGCAUCAAACCCCAUGGGCGGCACUGGUUACCACGCCCACGUCAGCCACGCCGAGAAAGUCAACCAGGACAUCGACGACUUCCUGACGGUCCCCCUCGUCUGGGGCUCGGCGGCUCGUCCUCGUCCUCGUCCUCCCUCCAGCGACGGUUCGGAGUCCCCGUCGCCCUCCUUCUCCCGGAGUGUGUUGGGCGCCGGGAUCUCCGCCGUCACCUCGACUUACGGAAGACUCAGCGGCGCUUUUGAGACAACGCGAGGAAACGUUUACGGCAUCGUCCACUCGUCGCUGAAAACGGCAGAGCAAACGUUUCAGCUUGACCACAUGUACUGAAUGGCUUCGGUGAAACGUUUUUUUUUUUUUUUUUUUUUUUUUUUUUUUUUUUUUUUUUUUUUUUUUUUUUUGUCUAGCUAAUAUAUAGAAUGUGAGUGUGUCAAUAUAUAUUAUUAAUUAUUAGUGCACUGUUUUUACUUUGUAUAGAUGUGUGUAGGUUGUGCGUUUGUGACGAGAAUAAAUGGUUACGUGAUAU
Messenger RNA from Penaeus vannamei (Pacific white shrimp), 1534 nucleotides. The record is from RefSeq and is a predicted model, not a curated record. NCBI's taxonomy places the organism in Eukaryota, Metazoa, Arthropoda, Malacostraca, Decapoda, Penaeidae.